UCUGUGCAUAUAAAGGGAAGGGAAACGACUGCAGGCAACAGUUGUUUGAAAGGUGACUGUAAGGCUCCAACUUCUCUUUUAAUCCAAAAUGGUGAAGUAUGAAGUGACUGUUACCACCUCAAGUCUUUUACAUGCCACCACGACAAACAAUAUCUUCAUGAAGCUGGUGGGCACAGAUGGAGAGAGUAAACGCACGUGGCUUAAAAGCAUCAGAGGGACCGCCACCCUCUACCUGGGAGCAGUGUCUACAUUCUCUGUGUCGUGCCCCACCUCUCUUGGAAAGCUGGUGCUGAUUGAGGUCGAUAAAAAACCUCUCCCAUUGUUCCCAGAAGACGCCUGGUUUCCCAACAAGGUGAAGGUGAGGUCCCCGGAGGGAGACGACUACAACUUUCCCAUUUACCGCUGGAUCGCUGACAGCGAGGUGCACCUGUUCAGAGAGGGAACAGCUCUAAGAAUCUUGGAUGACAACCAUCAUCUUGGCAAGUACAGCAGAGAGAAGGAGCUGAAGUUGAGAGAGGAGCUAUAUCGCUGGGAUGUUUAUAAGGAGGGAAUACCUCACUGCAUUAAAGCAGAACAUCCUCUUGCUUUGCCAAGCGAGGUCCGCUUCUCUUUCACCAAGACUUCAGAGUUCCUCUUGACUGCAACCACGGGGCUGACAGAGCUGAAUCUGAAGGGACUGGCUUUUAGCAAGAAGAAGUGGACUGACAUUGAUGAUAUACGCAAAGUCUUCUGCAACAAAACAACAGACAUAUCAGAGUAUGUCGAGAAACACUGGAGGGACGAUGCCUUUUUUGGCUACCAGUAUCUGAAUGGUGUCAACCCCAUCUUGAUCCAACGUUGUACAGUCCUGCCCAAGAACUUCCCUGUCACUGAUGACAUGUUGUUUCUCUGCGGAGGAAAGUCCUUAACUAAAGAAAUGCAGGACGGCAACAUCUUCCUGUGUGACUACAAGCGUUUGGAUGGACUGAAGGCAAACGUCAUCAAUGGGAAGCAGCAGUACUUGAUGGCUCCCCUUGUCCUGCUCCAUAAAACCCCUGAUGAUAAGCUGAUGCCGAUUGCUAUUCAGCUGAAGCAGACUCCAGCAGAUGACAACCCCAUCUUCUUUCCUACUGACUCUGAGUACGACUGGUUAACAGCCAAGAUAUUUGUGAGAAGUGCAGAUUUCAGCGAGCAUCAACUAAAUGUUCACCUGCUGCGCACUCAUCUGCUGGCUGAGGUUUUUGCUGUGUCACUGCUGCGCAACGUGCCCAUGGUGCAUCCACUCUACAAGCUCCUCAUACCUCACACUCGCUACACUCUGCAGAUCAACUUCUUAGCUCGACUUCUUCUCAUAUCUCCAAGUGGAGUUUUCACACAGUUUGCAUCAUCUGGCGGCGAGGCUAUGAUCACAAUCAUGAAGAGAUCCAUGUCCUCAAUGACCUACAGGUCUCUCUGCAUGCCGGAAGACAUUGCUGAGCGUGGGAUGGAGGAUGUGCCAAACUACUACUACAGGAAUGACGGACUCAUGGUUUGGGAUAUCAUCAACAGGUUUGUGAAAGGAGUGCUUGGUCACUACUACAAGAGUGAUGCUGAGGUUAGCCAGGACUCUGAACUCCAACAGUGGAUUCAAGACAUUUUUGAACAUGGAUUCCUCUCCCAGGCAAACACAGGAAUCCCUCAAAGGCUUGCAUCCGUGGCAGAGUUGGUCAAGUUUGUCACCAUGGUGAUUUUCACUGGCUCAGGACAGCACUCGGCUGUGAACUGUGGACAGUUUGACUAUGGUGGCUGGAUGCCCAACAAUCCCAUCUCCCUUCAACUUCCUCCACCAUCCACAAAGGGGAAAACAAGCGAGGCCACGAUGCUGAACACAUUCCCUGACGUCAACACAACAGUCCAGGGCAUGUCCACCAUGUGGCUGCUCAGCAAGCAGUCCUCUGACUUCGUCUGUCUCGGCCUCUACCCAGAGGAGCAUUUCUGUGAGGAAGUUCCCUGCAAGCUGAUAAGCACCUUUCAAGGGGAACUUGAAAUAUUAAGCACAGUGAUCAAAACCAGAAACAAGAGCCUGGAGGUCCCAUACACUUACAUGGACCCUGCUUUGGUGGAAAAUAGUGUGGCCAUUUGA
Messenger RNA from Trematomus bernacchii (emerald rockcod), 2101 nucleotides. Its product is annotated as arachidonate 15-lipoxygenase B-like. Gene Ontology annotation, molecular function: iron ion binding; oxidoreductase activity, acting on single donors with incorporation of molecular oxygen, incorporation of two atoms of oxygen; protein binding. Bases 89 to 2101 code for a protein of 670 amino acids. NCBI's taxonomy places the organism in Eukaryota, Metazoa, Chordata, Actinopteri, Perciformes, Nototheniidae. Gene Ontology annotation, biological process: lipid oxidation; linoleic acid metabolic process. The transcript has 15 exons. The record is from RefSeq and is a predicted model, not a curated record.